AUGGAUUCAACUUUACGGCGGGUAGUUUUUUUCAGCAACGAGUUCCCCAGUGAUGACUUAAAGGAGCUCUUUCGCCGUCUAGAUCAACAUAGCAAGGACAGGCGGUUCAGACUACUUUCUAUCUUUCUAGAGGAAUCAACAGCCGUUUUAAAAGAUGAGGUGUCAAAGUUUCCCCGGCCACUGAAGGAGUUGGUACCGCCCUUCGACUCCGUCCUUGGUCUCGUCGAUGUCGACUUUCGUCAAGGACCUCUGGGAGCUGCCAUGGAGAGCUCCAUUCUUACCAUUUUAGAAUUGGGGUUGUUCAUCGGCCAUUAUGAAUCGGAGGACACAGAAUGGGACCUUGUUCCUGGAGAAAGUGUUCUUGCAGGCCUUAGUAUCGGCAUCUUGGCUGCUGCCGCUGUCGCUUUGUCUAGCAGUUUAGCCGAUGUGGCUAAAACCGGUGCGGAGGCGGUGCGGGUUUCCUUCCGACUGGGUGUCUACGUUGCUGAUAUCUCAACCAAACUCGAAGCACCGCAGUCAGAUGGGACUCUUAGCAGCUGGGCUCACGUUGUUACGGAGAUGACAGAGGCGAGUGUCCAGGAUGAGCUUAAACAGUUCAACACGGACACGCAUAGCCCAGAACUGACUAAGGUCUUCAUCAGUGCUGCAGACAAGACAUCUAUCAGUGUGAGUGGGCCGCCGUCACGCAUCAAGGCAGCCUUUCAGCAUUCUCCUGUCCUCCGUUACUCCAAAUCUCUCCCAUUGCCUGUUUAUGAUGGUCUCUGCCACGCGUCGCAUCUUUACACACAGAGCGAUAUAGAUUUCAUAAUAAAUAGCGCAGAGAGUGUUAUCCUGCCUGACCGAUCAGUACGGCUGGCCUUGCUCUCCUCUCAAACUGGCAAACCAUUUAUCGCAAAAACCGCCAGCGAGCUCUUCCUUGAAAUUGGAACUGAGCUACUUACUGGCACUAUCUACCUUGACAAUGUUACUGCAGGCAUUGUCCAGCAUCUUCAGCCACAGUCAAAAGAAACGAGCAGCUGGCAAAUUGACUCAUUCCGUACGUCACUUGUGCUUCGCGGCAUCCACUCCGCCGUGGAGGCUAACCUUUCUGGAGAACAGCGGCAACUCAUCCGUCGAGAUCUGGUGAGCUGGGUUAAUAGAGACUUCGGGCCCCGUCGACCUCGGUCGUAUGCUUCUUCGAAACUUGCUAUUGUGGGUAUGGCAUGUAGGCUACCUGGGGGUGCUGAUGAUCUCGAUCUCUUUUGGAAAUUGCUGGAGGAAGGACGAGAUACUCUCACUACAGUUCCUCCCGAUCGAUUUGACCUAAACACUCAUUAUGAUCCCACUGGGAAAACGGAAAAUGCAACCCAGACGCCAUAUGGCAACUUCAUCGAUCGCCCAGGAUUUUUUGACGCGGGUUUCUUCAAUAUGUCCCCGAGAGAGGCUGAGCAAACAGAUCCGAUGCAAAGACUUGCCCUUGUUACAGCCUAUGAAGCUUUGGAAAUGGCAGGCGUUGUUCCCGGACGCACCCCUUCCACACACCCUAGCCGCAUUGGCACAUUCUACGGCCAGGCUAGUGAUGACUGGAGGGAACUAAAUGCGUCACAGAACAUCAGCACGUAUGCAGUUCCCGGUGGCGAGCGUGCAUUUGGUAAUGGGCGAAUCAAUUACUUCUUUAAAUUCUCUGGUCCGUCAUUCAACCUUGAUACAGCCUGCUCAAGUGGGCUUGCCGCAGUGCAAGUUGCUUGCUCCGCAUUGUGGGCUGGUGAGGUCGAUACUGCUAUUGCUGGCGGCCUUAAUGUUAUAACGGAUCCUGAUAACUACUGUGGCCUGGGGAAUGCCCACUUUCUCUCUAAGACUGGACAGUGCAAGGUUUGGGACAAGGAUGCAGACGGGUACUGUCGUGCCGAUGGCAUCGGGUCUGUUGUCAUCAAACGACUUGAGGAUGCCGAGGCUGAUAAUGAUAAUAUUUUGGCUGUGGUCCUCGGCGCUUCCACUAAUCAUUCAGCAGAGGCUAUCUCGAUCACGCAUCCACACGCUGGUGCGCAGAAAGCCAACUAUCGACAAGUGUUGAACCAAGCUGGCGUUAACCCAAUUGAUGUUAGCUACAUUGAGCUCCAUGGUACAGGAACUCAGGCUGGGGACGCGGUCGAGUCUGAAUCUGUGUCAGAUAUAUUUGCACCUGUGACACCUCGUCGUCGACCUGACCAGCGACUAUAUUUAGGGGCCGUGAAAAGUAACAUUGGACACGGUGAAGCUGCAGCUGGUAUUGCGUCUCUCCUGAAGGCUUUGCUUGUGUAUCAGAAAAAUUUGAUUCCCAUGCACAUCGGCAUCAAGAGUGAGAUCAAUCCAACCAUACCUAAAGAUCUCGAGCGGCGGAAUGUGGGACUUGCCAUGCAAAACACACCAUGGCCGCGUCCAGCAGGCAAGAAGCGCCUCGCCGUGGUUAAUUCAUUUGGAGCCCACGGAGGAAAUACUACGUUGCUGCUGGAAGAUGCGCCGGAAAGAGUGAAGAUCCAAGGCACGGAAGAUCGUAUCACUCAUGCGAUACUCUUAUCUGCAAAGAGCAAGAAAUCUCUGCAAGCUAACAUGGAGAGCCUCUUAUCAUAUUUGGACCAACAUCCGGAAACGAGCUUGGCAGAUCUGGCUUACACUACUUCUUCUCGUCGAAUGCACCACAAUAUGCGGUUUGGUACUUCAGUUUCCUGCAUCUCGGGCCUUCAGAAGGCGCUGCGAUCUCAACUAGAUAACCCUAAUUUUGCUUCUGAAGUGCGCCCAGUUCCAAAUGAGGCUCCCUCGGUUAUCCUUGCCUUUACAGGACAGGGUGCCUACUAUCACGGGAUGGGCAGGGGGCUCUUUACCGAGUUUCCUUAUUUCCGUGCCCAGGUACAGCAGCUUGACCGACUGGCACAGCGGCUAGGUUUCCCAUCUGUCGUACCUGUAAUUGAAAAUAGCAUCGAAGAUACCCCAUCAUCACCGAUUUUAACGCAACUUAGCGUUGUGAUACUUGAAAUAGCCCUGGCGCGGUUCUGGUCCUUGCUAGGUGUGAGUAUCAGCGCUGUUAUCGGUCACAGUCUUGGUGAAUACGCUGCACUUGCUGUUUCCGGGGUUAUAUCGACUGCUGAUGCCAUCUACCUCGUCGGCCGACGUGCACAGCUGGUUGAGGAACGAUGUGCACAAGGUAGCCAUUCGAUGCUCUCAGUUCGAGCAUCAGAGGAUGCAAUUCAAGAAAUGCUUGCUGCUGAGCCUGAGACUGCCUUAAUCGCAUACGAGGUAUCUUGUUGCAAUACCAACCAGGAUACUGUUAUUGGGGGCUUUCAGGGGGAAAUCGAUGAUAUCCGCAGGGCUCUUGAAGCAAAGAGCAUAAAAUGCACAAUAUUAGAUGUCCCGUAUGCAUUCCAUACAGCACAGAUGAAUCCAAUUCUGGAAGAUUUGGAGACUUUGGCAAAGGCAAUCCCAUUCAAAGCUCCAAGUAUUCCUGUGAUAUCACCUUUACUGGCCACCGUCAUCUACGAUGUGAAGUCCCUCAACGCAAGUUACUUACGCCGUGCCACAAGGGAAACUGUUGAUUUUGCGGCAGCUAUUGAAGCGACCCAGGAUAUGGGCCUUGUAGACUCCAAGACCAUGUGGAUCGAUGUUGGGCCUCAUCCAAUUUGUGCCGGGCUUGUGCGGAGCAUGAUCCCUUCGGCGCCUGUCAUGUCUUCUUGUCGGCGGAAUGAAGACAGCAUAGCAACCAUAUCCAAGAGCCUUGUUACCCUCUACCUUGCCGGUCUAAAUCCUUGUUGGGCGGAAUUUUUUAAGCCGCGUGAGAGGGAAUACUCGUUGUUGCAUCUGCCAAAGUACCGAUGGAACGAAACCGAUUAUUGGAUUCCGUACAUUGGAACGUGGACGUUGGAUAAGGCUCAUCUGAAACAUGGAACUAAGCCAACAACCCCAUUUUCUGUUUCCAUGUCACGUCCAUCAGCGCUGCGAACCUCUUUAGUGCAUCAGAUCACAGCGGAAACAGUUCGGACUACCACUGCCACACUUCACACCAUAUCCGAUAUGCAGCAUCCCGACUUCCUUGAAGCCAUUCAUGGACAUACAAUGAACAAAUGUGGAGUUGCUACAUCCUCUAUUUGGUCAGAUAUGGCUUUCACUGUGGGCGAGUAUCUCUACCGUCGACUAGUACCCAAUACCAAGGAUGUCCAUAUGAAUCUCACUGAUGUAGAGGUCUUGCAUGCACAAGUCGCCAGCAAGACGAAGGGAAGCGUCCAGCCAUUGGUGUUACGAGCGCAUCUUGACCUGUCUACUAGCUCCAUGUCUCUUUCUUGGUUCAACGCCGAUGGGGAGACUGGUGAAUGCGCAGCCGAGUCUUUUGCAACAGCGACGAUUCUCUUCGAAGACCCAGGGGCCUGGAGGAAGGAAUGGGCGCGGUUAGCCCACCUUGUCCUAGGGCGCAUUGAAGUAUUAGAGCAACGAGCUACUGAAGGCAAAGCAAGCCGACUAUCCAAGCCCUUAGCCUACACUCUUUUCAAGAAUGUAGUCGAUUACGCCGAUCGAUACCGUGGUAUGGAUUCGGUCGUGUUGGACGAACUUGAAGCUAUGGCUGAAGUGACACUAGUCCCAGAGCGUUACGGCACCUGGCACACACCACCACAUUGGAUUGAUAGUGUUUCGCACCUAGCGGGCCUGGUUAUGAAUGGCAGCGAAGCAUCCAACACCCGGGACUAUUUCUUCGUGACACCGGGAUGCGACAGCUUCCGCCUGUUAGAGAAGCUAGAACCUGGUGCCCGGUAUCGCAGUUAUGUUCGCAUGUUCCCAUUACCAGAGGAUCCGAAUAUGCACGGCGGAGAUGUUUACAUCCUCCAGGGAGAAGAAAUUGUAGGCGUGGUAGGCAUGAUUCGCUUCCGGCGCGUUCCCCGAUUGUUGAUGGAUCGAUUCUUCUCGCCUCCAACUACAACCUCAGUUGCUGGACCUGUACCGCCACUUGCAGGAGCAACCACGAAAUGCCACGAUAUCGCGCAAACUGCCCCUGCGCUCCCAACCCCUACGCCACCUAUCGUUGUCUCCAACCCCAUUGUAAGCAGCACUCUGGCCUCCAAGGCUCUAGAGCCUGCACCGCUUUUGGCAACAUCUUCGGGAGACUCAACCCCCAAGGAGCCUCCCAUUGUGACACCGGCGGAGUCAGAGAGAGCAGGGCCCGUGGACAAUAACAUGAUAUCGCAGUGUCUACGGCUGAUGGCCCGUGAGACAGGACUAGAGGUAGAAGCGCUAACCGCAGACGCUAGCUUUGUGCAGCUGGGCGUCGACUCACUUAUGUCCCUGGUAUUAUCAGAGAAAUUCCGAGCUGAACUCGGUGUAGAGGUCAAGAGCUCACUCUUCCUUGAAUGCCCCACGAUUGGAGAAAUGACAGCUUGGAUAGAGGAAUAUUGUUGAUCGGAGUAGUUAGACUGUUAACAUAUACAGAGGUUAAUGAUAUAUUUGCCAUAUUAUCAAGAUUUGUCACAGCUAUCACCCCGUUUAGUCGAUCUCUAUAUAUCUAGAUAACUUUCAGGCUCUAAAAGACACACCCUUCCUCCCUUGAACGUUAGGGACCAGGCAGAGGGAUUAAUACCAUCAGCUUGAUUAUCAAACAAUAUAAUAAAUCAUUCGAUAACUAUUUUCAUUUAAUAGCUAUCUAUCAAGACUAGUUAGUGACAAAUUAUAUAUU
Molecule: messenger RNA, 5671 nt
Organism: Trichophyton rubrum CBS 118892
Lineage: Eukaryota; Fungi; Ascomycota; Eurotiomycetes; Onygenales; Arthrodermataceae
Exons: 4
Coding region: 1-5397 (1798 amino acids)
Biological process (GO): fatty acid biosynthetic process; secondary metabolite biosynthetic process
Molecular function (GO): fatty acid synthase activity; phosphopantetheine binding; 3-oxoacyl-[acyl-carrier-protein] synthase activity
Source: RefSeq, a predicted model, not a curated record